Messenger RNA from Salvia splendens (bonfire salvia), 901 nucleotides. RefSeq lists its product as uncharacterized. NCBI's taxonomy places the organism in Eukaryota, Viridiplantae, Streptophyta, Magnoliopsida, Lamiales, Lamiaceae. Bases 207 to 596 code for a protein of 129 amino acids. The record is from RefSeq and is a predicted model, not a curated record. The transcript has 4 exons.
UCACACUCCAAAGACGACAGUUCACUUUACUUCCUUUAGAAAAAAAACACACACACAGUAAAGUAGAAAAAGCAGAGCAACCUUCUUCCAAUCUACGCUAAAUCUACUCUCGUUUCGCUUCUGCGCCUUGUCUGAAAAAAAGGGGAAAAGUUAAAAGACGGCGGAAGAAAGAAUUCCGCUCUCUCAAUUUGGCAAUCGAAUUAAAAAUGGCAAUGAAGAGUGAAUCAGGUACUCCGCCGCCGAGGAUCGGGAAGAUCGGGCCUUACACGGUGUUCACGACGCCUCCCGCCACCCCGAAUGCAGAGCCCAAGCGGGAAUCUCCACCUCCGCUUCACUUCCAAGCUCACUCGCCGCCGCCUGUGAUGGCUCCGCCUGCCCAAUUCUACAAACAAAACCCUUCUUCUUUUACUUUCUUCUCAGACGCUCUAGCCAAGCUUCAAAAUGCGCAUGCGAGUUUGGACGAGCAUGUUGCACACUGGUUUGGCUUGAAUCAGUCAAAAUAUCAGUGGGCAUUGGAUAAUUACUAUGAAAGCAAUGGAAAGAAUCCGAACGAGGCAAAACCACAGGUUAAACCGAGCAAAACGCAGAAUGUGUGAUGCGCUAACAAGCAGCCAAGUUGGACAAAUUUCAUUUCUAAAUUGAAUGAAAUUUGGGGUACUAAAUUACAAAUUGGUCACAGUUUUUGUGGGAAAUUCUGGCAAUGUGUACCAGUACCUACUAUACUACUACUAGUGUCUCUACCUAACUGUUAUUGUUCAUGAUCUAGCAACCUAUGUGUGAUACUACUAUGUUGUGGCUAUUUUGUUAGUCUGCAGAUAAAAUUUGUUUCUGUUAAUUUAUGUUGUAAAACUAAUAAUAGUAGUUGGCAAUUUGUAAUACCAAGUGCCUACUUUUUGUUCAA